This is a messenger RNA of Colletotrichum navitas, 889 nucleotides long. RefSeq lists its product as uncharacterized. The transcript has a single exon. The record is from RefSeq and is a predicted model, not a curated record. Lineage: Eukaryota; Fungi; Ascomycota; Sordariomycetes; Glomerellales; Glomerellaceae. The coding region runs from base 96 to 563 and encodes 155 amino acids.
UCGAGAGUCGGAGAUGAUGAUCGUCACGCACGCAGUUCUGUCUCUACAAUGAGACCCUUCUGACCCUGUCAAGUGGCCUACCGUAGGUUUGGUUGAUGAGACGGCGGAUAUUAGUCCUGGCACCACGCCAUUUCUCAUCCUGCAUGCAUUCGCAAUGUACGACACACCACGGCCUGUGGGUGAGGUUGUUGAAGCGCGUCGCAAAACAGGGCAGCGAAGCCGAGCAUGCAGGGCCUCCGACACCCAGUGGUUGGCAGUCCCGGUCCGGCCAUCUGACCGGGAUGCAGUCUUUUAACCCGCCGGCACCAAGGAUGAAGGCCGCAACCGACUGUCACCAGGUGGAGGAUGAACUUGGUCAACAGCACUCGGAGGCUCGGGUAGCUUGCAUUCACACCCUAGGUAUGCAACGCAACGCUGCGUUUAAACUUUGGGUAACACCAAUAAGGCCCCUCCCUCAAAGGCUUCUCCGCACGUGCUUGGCUCAUCAGGCACGGACGUGCCUGGUGACUUUCCCACUGCCAAGUGCGCGACGAACUCGGGAAGAUCUGCCCUGCUCGUGUUGAUGUCAGUCAUUACGGCAACCGACGGAUAUCGCCCGCGUGACAGACAGUCAGUCGCUCUCCGCUUGGUUACAUUGCAGCCUUACCGAAGUGCAGCCACCCCUGGAUGCGCUUGCCGCAAGAGAAUGUCUGGCUUGUUCGUCUAGUCCUAGCUGCACCGCAGUCAUCUGGUGAGGGUGUUAUUGGAUGGAACAGCAGGGACCAGAAGCCGGAGAUGAGAAAGGGGGGCCGCAGCGGUGAAUAGCGCAUACUGAACAGUAGACAAGAAAGCACGAGCGGCCGCAGGCGCCAAAGCAGAAGCAGGCGGAAGGCAGGAGAAAAGCAGGGGU